This is a messenger RNA of Urocitellus parryii (Arctic ground squirrel), 825 nucleotides long. Its product is annotated as olfactory receptor 2AT4-like. NCBI's taxonomy places the organism in Eukaryota, Metazoa, Chordata, Mammalia, Rodentia, Sciuridae. Gene Ontology annotation, cellular component: membrane. Gene Ontology annotation, biological process: G protein-coupled receptor signaling pathway. Gene Ontology annotation, molecular function: G protein-coupled receptor activity; olfactory receptor activity. The record is from RefSeq and is a predicted model, not a curated record.
AUGGAGCUAGAGGAUGGAGUGGGACACAGAAGAAGAGGACUUGAAUCCAAAGCAGAGCAGAAGUGGCUCUUCUGGCCAUCCCUGAAGGAACCCUCCAAUUCCUCAGAGUUCAUGGGCACAAUCCUUAUGGAGGCUGUGGAUAGUCCUGGAGGCCUGGAGGAGAACCUCCAAAGUCCCUCUUCCCUCCCCGUCUUCUUGAUUUUAUUCUUAAUCUACCUGCUCAUCCAGAUGGGUAACGCCCUGCUCCCAGUGGCUGUGCUGGCAGAGGCCAGCCUUCACAAGCCCCGAUCCAUGCAUUUCCUUCUGAUCAACCUUCCCAGUCCUUGUAACCACUAUCUCCAAAAUGCUGUCCCUAUUUCUGUUGGGGAUUGCUUCUUCUGUUUCUCCACCUACUUCUAGCAAAUGUAGCUUUGCCACAGCUACUGCUGCUCAGAAGCCUUCCUCCUGGUGGUCAUGGCCCAUGACUGCUAUGUGGCUGUCUGUCGCCCACUGCACUCUCCCGUCCACAUGACCCCUCACAUCAAUGCUGCACUGGUGACCAGUGCCUGGCUCACCGCCCUCCUCCUGCCCAUCCCAGCAGUGGUCCAGACCUCCCAGAUGGUAUAUAACAACACUGCCUACAUCUAUCACAGCUUCUGUGACCACCUGGCUGUGGUCCUGGCCUCCUGCUCCAACACCACCCCCCAGGCCCUCAUGGGCUUCUGCAUCGCCAUGGUGGUCUCCUUCCUCCCCCUUCUCCUGGUGCUUCUGUCCUACGCUCACAUCCUGGCCUCGGUGCUUUGCAUCAGCUCCCGAGAAGGACAUUCAAAAGUCUUCUCCACCUGA